Molecule: messenger RNA, 2859 nt
Organism: Coprinopsis cinerea okayama7#130
Lineage: Eukaryota; Fungi; Basidiomycota; Agaricomycetes; Agaricales; Psathyrellaceae
Product: cleavage and polyadenylation specificity factor subunit
Exons: 7
Coding region: 1-2781 (926 amino acids)
Biological process (GO): mRNA 3'-end processing by stem-loop binding and cleavage
Cellular component (GO): mRNA cleavage and polyadenylation specificity factor complex
Molecular function (GO): RNA binding
Source: RefSeq, a predicted model, not a curated record
AUGAUCACCUUUACACCUCUCGCAGGCUCUGCAAAGUCAAAAUCGACUACACCUCUUUCCUACGUCCUCCAGGUCGACGAUGUUAGGAUUUUGCUUGACUGCGGCUCCCCAGACUGGGUGCAGGAACCGUCACCGUUCCAGGAUGGCGCUGACAUGGAGGACGAUUCGAAUGUGAAGAGCACGAGCCCACCAUGGCAAGCGUAUUGCGAGGCAAUGAAAAAAGUUGCACCGACUAUUGACCUUGUACUUCUCUCUCAUGGCGACCUCGCUCAUUGUGGAUUGUAUCCUUGGGCCUAUUCAAGAUGGGGUUUGACUGCGCCAGCCUAUACUACGCUUCCAGUUCAAGCUAUGGGUCGCAUCGCUGUGACUGAAGAUAUCGAAGGCAUUCGUGGUGAAAUUGAAGUCGAUAUUGAAGAGCCUGUUGAGGAAGACGCGCAGAAGCAGGACGGUGGUUUGGAAGUCGAAGAACAGGAAAAGGCACUGCCGACGAUGGGUGCCAAAGGGAUGUGUGUUGCAACACUGAUAGAGGUUCAUAACGCGUUCGAUUCUAUCAAUACGCUGCGUUAUUCGCAGCCUAUCCAUCUACAAGGAAAAUGCCAGGGCCUGACUAUCACACCUUUCAACGCUGGUCACUCGAUCGGUGGUACAAUAUGGAAGAUUCGUUCUCCAUCGUCUGGCACUAUUCUCUACGCCGUGAAUCUGAACCACAUGAAGGAGCGGCAUUUGGAUGGGACGGUUAUGAUGGUACGGCCUGGCGGCAGUGGGGUGUUCGAGUCACUUGUACGGCCCGAUUUGCUAAUCACGGACGCCGAACGAGCCUCUGUCAUCACGAGUAGAAGGAAGGAUCGCGACGCUGCCCUCAUUGAUACAAUUACUGCCACUCUAACUUCGAGAUCUUCCUUGCUCCUCCCAUGCGACUCGAGCACACGUAUCCUCGAACUCCUUGUCCUUCUUGACCAACAUUGGAAUUACUCUCGCCUCACGUACCCAAUAUGCCUCCUCUCCCGAACAGGUCGAGAAAUGUUGACCUUUGUCCGAAGUAUGAUGGAAUGGCUGGGCGGCACGAUCAGCAAAGAAGACGUAGGGGAGGAAGGGAAUAAGCGUCAAGAUAGGAACAAGCGGCGAAGAGACGAUGAAGACGGGGUCGAAGAGGCCCUUGGGGCAUUGGCUCUUCGCUUCAAACACCUCGAGUUCUUCCCGAAUCCACAGGCGCUGUUGCAGAGACAUUCGUCAAAGGAUCCGAAGCUGAUCCUUGCGGUCCCCGCUUCCCUUUCGCAUGGCCCUUCGAGACAGCUGUUUGCGGAUUUUGCUGCAGUUCCUGACAAUGUCGUCUUGUUGACAACUCGGGGGGCUGAGGGUACACUGGGUCGUGCGCUAUUCGACAAGUGGAACAACUCGCAACGGGGAGAUGAUAAGUGGGACAAGGGGAGGAUUGGGCGGAAUGUCAUGAUGGACGGGGCUAUCAAGAUUAAGAUGUACCACAAAGUGCCUCUUCAAGGGGCCGAACUGGAGGAAUACCUCGCAAAAGAACGCGCCGCAAAAGAAAAAGAAGCAGCCCAGCAAGCAGCUAUGGCCCGGAAUCAGCGAAUGUUGGAAGCCGACGAAGACGACAGUGACUCUGAAUCCGACUCUGAUUCUGACGCCGACGACGAAGAGGAGGUGCGGGAGGCGUUGGGUGGUGACAUGGACGUGGAUGAGGCGGGAAAUCGGAGACGUCGGAGAGGCAUGAAAAAGUCUUCUGACGGGGCAGACUGGGGGGAUGGCGAUGAGGGGUACACAAAACAAUUGCUUUCAUUUGACAUUUAUUUGAAGGGCAAAGUCUCAAAAUCGACGUCUUUCUUUAAGAGUGUCGGAGGGCAAACGCAGAGGUUCAGGAUGUUCCCGUAUGUGGAGAAGAAGAGGAGAGUGGACGAGUAUGGUGAGACUGUUGACGUCGGAUUGUGGUUGCGGAAGGGAAAGGCGCUGGAGGAGGAGGCCGAGAAGAAGGAGAAGAUGGAGGAGGGAGCUACCAUCGAGGAGGAAGACAAAAUCGCCGAACCUCCCUCAAAAUAUGUUACGAGCGAGGUCGAAGUUCAAUUGGCCUGUCGACUGUUGUUCAUUGAUAUGGAAGGUCUCAACGAUGGUCGUGCUGUCAAGACCAUCGUACCCCAAGUCAACCCUCGAAGGAUGAUCGUGGUUCAUGCUUCAGAAGAGGCUACCAAUGCUCUUAUCGAGAGCUGUGGCAGUAUCAAAGCUAUGACCAAGGAUAUCCUUGCUCCGGUGGUUAACGAAUCGAUACAAAUUGGUCAGCAAAUCAACAAUUUCUCGAUAUCCAUCAGCGAUGAAAUGUUGGCUUCUUUGCGGAUGUCGAGGUUCGAAGAUAACGAGAUUGGCUAUGUCAGAGGACGGGUGGUCAUGCACUCCAACUCAAUCAUUCCCAUCCUCGAACCCGCGUCCUCGGCCUUCCCGUCUUCUCAAACCCCAACGACCAAGCAAGUCCUCAACAAACGCAAACUUGGAUCGCGGCCUCAAGUCGCGCUCCCCCACUCGACCAUGAUCGGAGAACUGAAACUUACAGCUCUCAAAGCGCGUCUGGCCAAGGUGGGCAUCCAAGCGGAACUGGUUGGAGAGGGUGUUUUGAUUUGCGGUGCUGGAGUGGGCUCGUUGGACAACUUGGCUGAGACAGUAGCGGUAAGGAAGGUAGCGAGUGGGAGGGUAGAGUUGGAGGGCAACGUGUCGGACGUGUAUUAUACCGUUAGGAAGGAGAUUUAUCAACUGCAUGCCUUGGUUGCUGCUGCUUAGAUUGCACGUCCAGUUGAACUUUCUUGUGCUGUCGGAGUGUAGUUUAGUAUAGUGUAUUAAUAUUGCUUUGAAAUUCUC